Molecule: messenger RNA, 2403 nt
Organism: Guillardia theta CCMP2712
Lineage: Eukaryota; Cryptophyceae; Pyrenomonadales; Geminigeraceae
Gene: Scc3
Product: Scc3 sister chromatid cohesin complex subunit
Exons: 19
Coding region: 1-2403 (800 amino acids)
Biological process (GO): sister chromatid cohesion
Cellular component (GO): chromatin; nucleus; cohesin complex
Molecular function (GO): chromatin binding
Source: RefSeq, a predicted model, not a curated record
AUGUCAGCCACGCCAAGACGAACGAUGCGGCCGCGAGCUGAGAUCAGUUACAAGGAACCUGGCCAACUGAAACUGUCUAUGCUUGAAGCAGACAAAGACAACGAUAGCGAUGAUGCUUUCGAAGGGAGCACAAAGGGAAAAGCUUCGCAACAUAAACGAAAGCACAGCGAUGUACUUUCUCAGUCUUCCCCUGCACCGUCUCAGAGACGCAAGACUGAUAAGACAGGACGAUUACUCUUUGAGACUAGCGAAAAUUCGCUCUUUGGUAUCAUUGCUACCAAGGCGAGUGCCAUUCCUAUGGCUGUCAAAGAAUGGUGGGAACAGUAUGACAGAGACAGAGCAACGGCUGUCUGCAAACUCACAAACAUGGUGCUAGAAGCAGCUGGAUUCAAAGAAAGAUUCCCGGCUUCAGCUUUUGGAAGUGAUGAUGACAUGGAUGUUGAUGACUAUCUGCGACAGCUUGUAGAAACAUGCGCUUCCGGAGAAGCUGAGACUUCAAUCAACUGUUUCACGGGAAACAGCAAGUCUCACAAGAAAGUUCAAAGCCAAUUCUCAGACUUUUGGGACAAGUUUGUCUAUCACGCCCCUGAAUCUGAGCUGCGCAGCAUGCAUGAAAAUCCAUUUUGCCCGUGGUCUCAGCUGAAAAUUCUUCGGUUAGCUUCCACAAUUGUUGGACUGGAAAUCAUGAAUGCAAUUGUUGGACGUGCAAACGAUACUUUGGAUGCUAUGAACAACCUUGAAAGGCUAUAUGAAGCCGCAAAAAGCAAGAAGGAAACUCAAAAGUUGGCAAGGCUUGAGGAACAAUUGGAGGCUAAACGAUCGAUCCGCGGGGAUGCAGAAAAAGCUCUUUCAAGCUUUUUCAACUCUAUUGUCAUUCAUCGGCAUAGAGAUGCUGCACAUGAGAUACGAGCACGCUGUAUUUCAUCCAUCGGAAAAGUGAUCAUUGAUUACAAGUCCAAAUUUCUCGAGAAUUCGUUCCUCAAGUAUAUUGGUUGGGCACUCUACGAUAAGCACGCCGAUGUGAGACUUGCAGCACUUGAGUGCAUCGACAGCUUUUACAGUAAUGGUUUGGAAAACGAAUUAGAAAUGUUUACCGAAAGAUUUCGGGAUCGAAUUCUUGAGAUGCGUUUGGAUGUUACCAAGCAAGUGGCAAUCCAAGCUAUUGAGACUUUGAAAACAAUGGCAACCAAGGAACUUUUGAAAAAUGAUGACAAAGGUGCGAAGGAAGACCAGAAAGACUCCUUCGUUUUCAAGGGGAUUGUCGAAUUGUUGGGAACUGUGGCAUCUGAAUUCCAAGACCUUCAACCUGCAGUCGAAGUGCUGAUUGAGCGUGUUCCUGUUCUUGAGAAUUUCACAAUUGCAUGCGAUGUUUUGCUUGAGGAUACAGGGGAUGAUGCAUUGGAGCCUGAAUAUAAGGUUACACUUGCUAGGAUGAUGUGCGGGACGCUAAGCCUCCUGGCUGGAAAUGUUGAGCAGGAAGAAAAUUCAAACAGAAAGAAGAACCCUGAACAAAAGAAAUUAAAAGAGGCAUGCAUUGUUCUUUCGCAUAAUUUGGCUGCGAUUUUUGGAAAAUUUGGUACAGAAAAAGAAAUGCUCCCUCCACUGGUGGGUUUGUUGCAGCACUUCAACUUGGAUUCCUUCAGCGCAAAGGAUAAGGUCCUGAAAGACAUAGUCGACCGUGUUGUGGAGAUUUCAAAGAAAUCCCAAGAUUUUGAUGUUAUGCUUGCCUGUGGGCAGUCGCUUGCGAAUUUGGAAAAUUCAGAUUACGCAAUGAAAGCAACGAUUCAAACAAGGCUGAAGCCUCUGUAUGAGUCUUUGAAUGCUGAAUUGAAGAAAAUUUCGGAGGCAGUGAGCAAGGUCUUUGGGAGAUAUCUGCAAUCAGAGGGAAAUCAAGACCUGGAAUUUCCGUCAGAUGCUCUCCAAGCUUUGGGCGAGUUCGCAGAAAGUUUACUGUCCAAUAACAUGAAAGCGAAGAUCUUGGAGAGAGUAUCAGAAAUAUUGGAGUACAAGAUGAUCAAGAUCCGCGAAGUUCACUUCGAGUCGUCGCCAUUGCUGCAUAGGCCAUACUCAGCAAAGUUCCAUAACGAGCUCCUGAAGAUCGCAAACGAACAGCUCAUCCCACAAGACCGUUCAGACCGAGUAACUUUCUGGCUGAAAGCACAUCAAAAUAUGUAUAUGAAGUUGGGUCAAAGCGUCUCCUCCGAAAACUCAAACGUUUCGUCUAUGGGUAUGGCACUGAUUGACUCAGUCAGCGUUCUCAGACUCGACGAAGAGGAUACAGAAAAAUACAUCAAGGAUGGUCUUGACUGGACUUUGAGCGACGCAAAUGGAAGAAGCAACUUUCUUGAAAUGCUUGCUAUUCAAAUAAGAUUUUUGUCAAGCUUGCAGGCGAGAAAAAUGUAA